AUGCCAGGAACAUCCACUAGGAAACCCUGUACUUACACUGGAGAGUCUCUAUGUGCCCCUGCUGAAGUUCUUCCAAGUACAAGUACAUGCACACAGGCAGAAGUGGUAGACACAUUUUUCAGUGAAGUUGAGCUCUAUUUCCAGGACCUGACCCACACAAAAGGGAUAACACUUUUUCCUGGAAAUGAAAGGAUUCUGGUCAUUAAAGACUACAAUGUUUCCAGAAAGAAAACACAUAAUGACAAGUAUGUGCUUUUGGAAAGGAGGAGUUUCACAUUUAAAGAUGGAGACUGUAGGUGGAUAUAUUGGUGCCAGUGUAAUGAAAACAGAGCAAGAGCAAUUUCAACCCUUGACCACCAUCUGAAAAGGGCAUAUACUGAAUUUUCUAGUCUGGACAGUGAAUGCAUCCAUAUAGAGGUUGCAAAGAAGAUUUUGGAGAAAUAUGACUUUGUUCAUGAUAUUGCACCUCCUUCAGAAGGAGAUACUGGUACAUGUGAUGAGCAUGGAUACUCCUUAAGAGGAAAUAUCCUGUACGAGGUUCCGGAGGCACAGCUCAUUUGUUGUUGUGGAGUGAACUGUAACAAGUUUGCCCUUGUAGCAUUUGAGAAAAAGACUCUUUCAUGUUUAUCUUGUACCAACAAAAGAUGCUUGCAUGUAACCACCGUCAGAGAUCUUAUGGCCAAUAAGGAAGACAGCUUAUACUUUGACCUUCUUGAAAGAUUUAGCACAGUCUCCUCUGAAAAUGAUAAUCCCAAGAAUAUAUAUAAACAGAAGCUAAUAUCCAAGAGAAAAAUUCCAUUCUUCAGAUCAGCUGAACUGUCAAACAUACUUGGAAAUUUAAAGUCCAAUGAUAUUGGACCUCUGUUGCCGGAGGAAAUGGUUUGUAGCCACUGUCUUGGGGAUUUAGUGGUUGGGGAUCCCAUUGAAAACAACUGGAUUGCAUACGACUGUGCCUUGGUUGUCACUAAUACAACUGUACAGUAUGUAAAGUCGUAUUAUAGACCAUGCACAGUUUGUGACUCUGUAGCCUUAUUUGAGGGGCAGUGUAAGGGUUUGCUAAACUUGGGGACAUAUCUUGUUGGAUAUGAUGUACUGCGCUCUUACAUGCACAGUUUUCUACACGGAAAGAGACCAUUGUACACCUUUUACCAAACUUGGUGUGAUGUCCAUCUUGACUAUGGCAACACUCAGAUUGAAGACUUCUCAUAUCAAAGACUCCGCAAUGCAUGGCACUGCUUUCUGUCAUUGUUGGACAUUGAUUUUAGUCUGGGAUUUUCCUGCCCACAUUGCGGAGGUGAUGAAGUUCCACCUGACACCAUUGUUUGUGAUGGCACAUCCCUCUCUUUCCAGAGGCGUAUGUGGGACUGGAAGGAAAAAGAAAGCAGUAAUAAUGUUCUGCACCUGUCUUGUUCGAAGCAUUUUAGUAGAACAUUCAUCCCUGAUGGGGACGUUCGAAAGCUUCUAAAGCGAUACUCAGCAGAUGGAACGGUUAUUAGAGGGGUGAAACACCAACCAUUAAAUGAGAAAGAGAGGAAAUAUCUUCUAACCAGCAUUGAAGAAAUAUCUCCUGCGCUGUAUUCUGUUCUUCUGAAGAUAGAAGAAAAUAAAUCUCUUCUGAAGCAUUUACAGAAACUUCUCCUGUGCUUGGCUUCCCCAUCACCUGUGUGCUCUCUUAUUAAACCGACACUAGAAGUCAAGCAGGUGAUAUCCAGCAUUUCCCGUGGAGAAAAUCUCAGACAAGAUCCUGUAAAGUUGGAUUUACUCCACAGAAAAGUUCCAAUAUUAUUUGAAAUAUUUGAGUGUGGUGCUGACAUGACUGACCUUAAGCUUUUACUGGAAGAACUAUGGGAGAUUGCCAUAGACCCAUUUGUGGAUGCCGUGGAGGACGAUUCCAUUGAAGAGUCUGUAGAUGUUGAAGAAAUGAGUUUUUUUCCCUCUUUAGUGAAAUACAGAAACAGGGGUCUCUUUGAAAUGGACAGAAAAAGUGGUCAAACUAUGAAGAAGAAGAAUGUAGGUGAUGGUUGUGUGAAGAAAUCUUUAGGUCACCCAAGCUUGCUACCAGGAAUUUUCACCAUAUUUUGCCCACAUGGUGUUUGCUAUGGUUUCCAAGUCAUGGAAUCCAAUGAGUCCCCUAAUGUGCCAUUCACGAUUUUACGAACAAGAUUUAGAAAAGCACCCAAGCACAUCAUAUAUGAUAAUGCUUGUAAACUACAGCAGUACUGUCUGAGCAGGGACCCUUUGUUUUUCCAGACAUCAGAAUUUUAUGUUGAUAGACUGCACUGGGAUAAUCAUACUGCUUGUAGCCUUGCCUAUGAUCUAUCCUUAUACCCACAGUUCUGUGCCAUAAACAGCCAGUGUAAUGAGCAGGCAAAUGCGGGACUAAAAAGGAUAAAGGAUCAACUCUCAUAUAUGACAGCGAAUAAUUUCAUGAUGCACUGCACAUUGUUUCUUUGGAACAAGAAUUUGUUAAAACUGGCAUCCGUUUAAAACAGUUCAAUUUCACAUUCCAGUGCAAAGAGAUGCAGCUGAACU
Saccostrea echinata is the source of this 2532-nucleotide messenger RNA. RefSeq lists its product as uncharacterized. The transcript has 12 exons. NCBI's taxonomy places the organism in Eukaryota, Metazoa, Mollusca, Bivalvia, Ostreida, Ostreidae. The coding region runs from base 1 to 2487 and encodes 828 amino acids. The record is from RefSeq and is a predicted model, not a curated record.